CCGCCACCGCCGGAGCCCGUGCCCGCGCCCGGCCGGCGCGGCCUCAUGCCUCUGGCGCGGCCCUCGGGGGGCGAAGGUGAAGACCGGCUCCUAGGAUGAGUGAAGGGGCGGCCGCUGCUUCGCCACCUGGAGCCGCUUCGGCAGCCGCCGCCUCGGCCGAGGAGGGCACCGCGGCGGCUGCGGCGGCGGCGGCGGCAGCGGGCGGGGGCCCGGACGGCGGCGGCGAAGGGGCGGCCGAGCCCCCCCGGGAGUUACGCUGUAGCGACUGCAUCGUGUGGAACCGGCAGCAGACGUGGCUGUGCGUGGUGCCUCUUUUCAUCGGCUUUAUCGGCCUGGGGCUCAGUCUAAUGCUCCUCAAAUGGAUCGUGGUGGGCUCCGUCAAGGAAUACGUGCCCACCGACCUGGUGGACUCCAAGGGGAUGGGCCAGGACCCCUUCUUCCUCUCCAAGCCCAGCUCCUUCCCCAAGGCCAUGGAGACAACUACCACGACAACUUCCACCACGUCCCCAGCUACCCUCUCCUCCGGCAGUGCCGCCUCUUCCAGGACGCCCAACCGGAUUAGCACCCGCCUGACCACCAUCACGCGGGCUCCCACUCGCUUCCCGGGGCACCGAGUGCCCAUUAGGGCCAGCCCGCGCUCCACUACAGCACGAAACACUGCGGGUCCCCCGACGGUCAUGUCCACGACGGCCCCUUUCUUCAGUAGCAGCACACUAGGCUCCCGACCCCCAGUGCAAGGAACCCCCAGUACCCAGGCAAUGCCCUCUUGGCCCACUGCGGCAUUCGCUACCUCCUCCUACCUUCAUGAUUCUACUCCCUCCUGGACCCUGUCUCCCUUUCAGGAUGCUGUCGCUGCCUCCUCCUCCUCCUCCUCAUCUUCCUCCUCUUCCACCACCACCUCGUCUUCCUCCUCUACCACCACCACGCCAGAAACUAGCACCAGCCCCAAAUUUCAUACGACGACAUAUUCCACUGAGCGAUCUGAGCACUUCAAACCCUGCCGAGACAAGGACCUUGCUUAUUGUCUCAAUGAUGGCGAGUGCUUUGUGAUUGAAACCCUGACUGGAUCCCAUAAACACUGUCGGUGCAAAGAAGGCUACCAAGGAGUCCGUUGUGAUCAAUUUCUGCCGAAAACUGAUUCCAUCUUAUCAGAUCCAACAGACCACUUGGGGAUUGAAUUCAUGGAGAGUGAAGAAGUUUAUCAAAGGCAGGUGCUGUCAAUUUCAUGUAUCAUCUUUGGACUUGUCAUCGUGGGCAUGUUCUGUGCAGCAUUCUACUUCAAAAGCAAAAAGCAAACUAAGCAAAUUCAAGAGCAGCUGAAAGAGCCACAAAAUGGUAAAAACUACAACCUCAAAGUGUCCAGUGCAAUGGCAAAGUCAGAACACUUGGUGAAGAAUCACGUCCAGCUGCAAAAUUAUUCAAAGGCGGAGAGGCAUCCUGUGACAGCUUUGGAGAAAAUGAUGGAAUCCAGCUUUGUUGGCCCCCAGUCAUUCCCAGAGGUCCCUUCUCCUGACAGAGGAAGCCAAUCUGUCAAACAGCACAGGAGUCUGUCCUCUUGCUGCAGCCCAGGACAAAGGAGUGGCAUGCUCCACAGGAACGCCUUUAGAAGGACACCGCCCUCACCUCGAAGUAGGCUGGGAGGAAUCGUGGGACCAGCGUAUCAACAGCUUGAGGAAUCAAGGAUACCAGACCAGGAUACCAUACCUUGUCAAGGGAUAGAGGUCAGGAAGACUAUAUCCCACCUGCCUAUACAGCUGUGGUGUGUUGAAAGAUCCCUGGACUUAAAGUAUUCAUCCACCAGUUUAAACACCCAACAAAAUGCAUCAGUAAAUAUGCAACUGCCUUCAAGAGAGACAAACUCCUAUUUUAAUAACUUGGAUCAGAAGGACCUGAUGGUAUAUUCAUCCACAAGGGCCAAUUCUGUGCCCAUCAUCCCUUCAGUGGGUCUAGAGGAAACCUGCAUGCAAAUGCCAGGGAUUUCUGAAGUAAAAAGCAUCAAAUGGUGCAAAAACUCCUACUCUGCUGAUGUUGUCAAUGUGAGUAUUCCAGUCAACGAUUGUCUUAUAGCAGAACAACAAGAAGUGAAAAUAUUGCUAGAAACUGUCCAGGAGCAGAUCCGAAUUCUGACCGAGGCCAGGCGGUCAGAAGACUAUGAACUAGCCAGUGUAGACACUGAGGACAGUGCAAGUGAAAACACAGCCUUCCUCCCCCUGAGUCCCACGGCUAAAUCAGAACGAGAGGCACAAUUUGUCUUAAGAAAUGAAAUACAAAGAGACUCUGCGUUGACCAAGUGACUUGAGAUGUAGGAAUCUGUGCAUUGUAUGCUUUGCUCAAAAGGAAAGAGAGGAAAUUAAAUACAAAUUAUUUAUAUGCAUUAAUUUAAGAGCAUCUACUUAGAAGAAACCAAAUAGUCUAUCGCCCUCAUAUCAUAGUGUUUUUUAACAAAAUAUUUUUUUAAAGGGAAAGAAACAUUUCAGGAGGGAUAAAGCUUACAACUAAAGCUUUUGGAUAGAAUUCUGAAUACAGUUUCAGUUAGUCCCAACAUUGUCCUUUUUGGCUUUUAGUAAAUGGGGUGAUCCAGACCCUUAGCCCCACAGCACCAGUGUCCUCACAAAAAGGCACUGGCAGUUACCUGGUUUCAGAGACAAGCUGUGUUCUGAGGGUGGAGGUGCCAGUGAGAAGGUGACUCUUGCCAUUUAGCUUGAAAGUCCCAACCUUUAAAUUUAUUUUCACUGGACAGCCUCAUCACAGGUUAUGUCAUGUCAACACAUGUGUUUUCUAUUUAAUUUUAAAUUUUGAAGAAGGGCACCAAGACUCUGGAAGGAGGAGGACAGGAGAUAAAGGGAGUCAUUGGGAGCAAUCUCAGCUUCUCUUAUGUGCCAUCUUCUGAAAUUUGAGGGCACAGAAUCUCAGAGGGAGGUAUGAAAUCAUUAUAGAAAGAGACAAAAAUCACAGUGUCAUGUCACUAAAAUCAUGCAGAUAGAAAUGUUUUUCUUUGAGAUUGGUUAAGGGCUCCACAGGAGCAUUUCUCAGUGUGUGUGCCUGUGUGUGCAUGAGAGAGUGUGCAUUUGCGUGUGUGCGACUGAGUUUCCUGGAGCACUGGUAUGUUGUAUGCACGUGUUCAUUGUGAGUAUGUGUGUGCAUGUGUGUGAGUAUUACACUUGUUAAAAUUUGUUCUGAAAUAUCAGGGAAUCUAAUAUUCAGAAAAAAAUUUCCCUCUUAGAUUUGUUCUCUUUAAAUUUUUCCAUGAAGUAUAAAGUUCAGUUAGUAUGUUCUUAAAUCAGUCACUUGAAGUGACGUCCUAUAAAACUUUUGACAAUGUCCAGACCAUUUUCUGAUGUGAAUACUUCUGAGAGGAACAACUAUAGGCUCAUUGAUGAUAUCUGUAUCACAAGGCAAGUUGAAGAUGUGUAUUUAUUUUAAAUUGUGUGUAUUUAAGUUAUUUACACAAGCCAAUGACCAAAUUGACAAUUAUCUUUUGCUUUCUCAUGAGGCUCAUUAUGAUUUAUUUUGUAGCAGACCUAUAAGUUGUGGACCAAGACAUUAGCUUCUGUGGUUAAGAAUAAAUUGUUGAAAUCACAACGCCCAGAGUAUUCAGUUCACAGGGAGCCCCCUAAAGAACAGUAAAUUGUGUUGUAUGUUCAUUUGGAAUAAAGCAAUAUUUUUAUCACUGCUAAGGUUAACGGAAACUUCUCCUGAAGAUUUGUCUGUUUUAUUUACCCUUACUUUGAUUGGGGUAUUCAAGAAAAUUAGUGUUUACAUAGCCAGUUUUUUUUUCAAAUUUUUGGUGGUGUUGUUACAUUUACACUGUUUUAAAUAAAAAGGCACAGUAUUUGAAAGUAUAUAAAGGAUUUCUUUUACUGUAGUCGGGAAAAGCUUCGUUAAAAUUUUCUUGUUCCAUUAAAAUGGAAUGUAACUUCCUGAAUCAGACAUUGAAUAUGUACAACUCUUAUUGAGAUUAUUUCUGUUGAAAAUACAUUGCAAAUUGCUCUUUGAGAACAUACUUUAAUAAUAGAUAUAAUAUUAUACAGGGAAAAGAAAGAGCAUAGUAUUCUUUCCAACACUGUUUAGUGAAAGUUCAAGGUCUCAACUGUUGAAAACACUUUGGUAGAAAUGAAUUUUAUAUUCACAAAAGAUUUGUUGUCUUCAUUAGUUGUCCCAUUAUAAAUUUGUUGUUUUGAAUAUGGAAGUAACGUUAGCCCCUUAAAAGAUUAUUAUAAAAUUUUAAUUUCUAGAUCAUCCACAUUCCCAUCUAAAAACAGUAUAUCUUUGGGAAAAUUUUGAAAAGAUGGUCUUAACAGGUGUAUAUAAACCUCCCGAAGUUGCACAUAAAAUAUGUUAUUGUGUUGAAAUGUAUUACGAUUAUGAACAUUAACUGGAAGUCCUCACAAGUUUGAUUAAGUCGACCUUGUUCUUGGGUCUUUUCACUAAAAAUUCACUUGUUACUUAUCUGAAGGAUUCAUACAGUUUUCCUAAUUAGGAGAUUAUAUAGUCUGUGACUCACUAUAGUUAUGUUAAUAUAUAAUGUACUCUGAAAAGAUUGAAGAUCAUCAGUCAAACAUAAGUCCUGAUUCAGCCCCUUAUUUCUUAAAGUACAACCAUGUAUUACAUGAUUAUAAACAUCCUGUGCAUUCUGAAGAGCAUGAACAGCAGGCACACCCACUGGCAGCCUAAUGUGAAGUUUAGAGAUAUAGUUACUUCCUAAUUGAUAGUCAAGACAAAGUUCUCCAUAAAGAAUAAAUAUUAAUGGUUACUUUCAGUGGUCAUUUGUCUCCCUUUGGAAUAUGAAGCUGUCCUCUGAAAAAGGUCCAAGCUCAAAUUGUGUAUUUUUGGGCACCAGCAGACAAGCGCUGACAGCAUCAAGGCUAUCAAAACUGAUGUAACAUGGCAAACACCUGGAGCCAUUGCCACCUGGUCAUUCAAGCUCAUGUGUAUGCAAAGAAAUGCCUACUUCCACAAGACAUCUCUGAUUUUGUUUCAUUUUCACUGUCUUCAUUAUGUAAACAGGUAUUUGAAGAUUUGUAAUUAAGUAAGUUGCUUAUUUACAAUUAACUGGGAAAUGAAUGCCACCCAUUGUUUUUACUCUUAAUCAUUUUCUGAUAUGACUUUUUUUAUAAAGCAUAUGUUAUUCUAAUUCACCAAUGAUUGCUAUGGGAAAUUGGUGUUCAAAAUGGGACCAAUUUUAUGCUGACAAGAAAUAAUAGAAAUGAUAUUGGAUAAUCAUCACUCAAAUAUUCUUCCUGAUUUUCCUGUGCAUAUUAUGAAGUGCUCUGUUUUAUGUCAAAUAUUUACCUACCUUAUUAUGGGUUAAGGAAUACAUAUUUCUAAAUUUCUCACAUCUCUAACAAUUUACAUUAUUUCCAGGUAGCAUCAGCAAGGCCUUCUUCUGCAGAAGGAACAAUGCUGUUUUUAAGACUUGACAAAUUAAUCUGUUUUAAUCACAAUGACAUAUCAGGCCUGUCAAAAAGAAAACAGAAGGCCAAGCAAACUUCAAGAGAAUGCACAUUGGCUUCUAGAGUGAAUGACAGUUAAAUCUGCAAUUUUAAUGAAGCUUCUGGUGACCUUGGCUAUGGCUGUCUAUAAGCAGGUGUGCACAAGAACAUACUCAUGUCUGCAGCAGUUGUUCACACCUGGCUGGCAGCAUGGUGCUAUAGGAAACCACACCUUCCUAAAUGAGGAGGGGGUCCUUGAUUCCAGCCCCAUAAACCAGAGAACAUUACCCUGAGGCAAGUGCUGUGAAACAUUUCCCAAGUCACUACAUAGUAUACUUAGGAACACAGCAGGAGGGGUGGGAUUUUUAUUUGAUCUUUUGGUACCUGGGAAAUAUUUUAUAUAUAAAAAAUACUUUUUUAUUACUAUUCAAUUGUGUAGAUUUAGUAUAGUGUUGUCAAUGAUAGCAUGUCUAUACUGUAUUUGUACUUUAGUCUUCAGAAAUUUAGUUUACAUCCAGGAAAAACCAGUACAAUGUUUCUAGGGUGUUCUCAUUUUUAAAUAUAUACCAAUAUUUCAUGGGAAAUGAGGCCUUUAAAUAAGCUUUAUCUCUUUCUCCUGUAUUCUUUCUUUCCCUUUUAAGAAAUAGUGAGGGUAAAGCAAGAAAUUGAUUCCUUAAGAUCCACAUUCUUCUUAUAUAAUAAUCUGUUUCCUACUGUGACCAUCUCCCCCACACACAUACAUAUAUAUAAACAUAUAUAUACACAAUAUAUAUGUAUAUUAAAUUUAGGUGUUUGAUUAUUUUACUAGCUUUAUUUCUGCUUAAAUUGACAAAUAUUAAAGUGUUGGCCUUCUGGAGUGUCAAUGAAACCAAAUCAUGUAGUGCUCAGCCAACCUGGAGGCAUCAAAAUAAUACAGGCAUUUUUCAGUUUUUUCUCUUUCUUAAUUAAGCAGAAAUAUCCUCAUGUUGGAAACUCAAACUGGAAUACAACGUCUACUGGAUUAUCUCUUAAAAAUGAACAUUAAACUAUGAAUAUAUA
Phyllostomus discolor (pale spear-nosed bat) is the source of this 6470-nucleotide messenger RNA. RefSeq names its product neuregulin 3 (gene NRG3). The coding region runs from base 96 to 2294 and encodes 732 amino acids. Gene Ontology annotation, molecular function: chemorepellent activity. Lineage: Eukaryota; Metazoa; Chordata; Mammalia; Chiroptera; Phyllostomidae. Gene Ontology annotation, biological process: animal organ development; intracellular signal transduction; nervous system development. The transcript is spliced from 10 exons. The record is from RefSeq and is a predicted model, not a curated record.